GGAGGACUGGGAGCAGGACCAGAGAGGGUCUGGAGGAUUUGCAGGAGAGGUUUUUUGUUUUUUGUGGAGCGGUCUGGAGGCAGGAGGAGGUCCCGGCGCUCUCAGAGGAGGCAGGACUUUCUGGCUCUGUGGUGCGCUCCGACACCAGAGGUCCGCUUUAAUACCCGAGGAGGAGGAGGAGGAGAGGCAGGUCGAUCUGUACACUGCUCACAGAGAGAGAGAGAGAGGCUGGAGUCCACUCCUCCGUCCCGGACAGUCGGCAGCGAGCAUCCAUGUGCCAGCCGGACUCAGCCUGAGACGCGUCGCUGAUCUUCGUGUGUCAGCUGUGCGUGUUUAUCUGAGCUCGGACACUUUUUGGGUUUGCGUGCCGGAGAACCGUUUUCACCCUCCGCUCCUCUCAGGAUCUCCUACAUCUGCAGGACUUUUUUUUUUUCAGGGGACUGAAAAUGUUUUCAGUUCCUCUCUGGACUCGUGUUCUCCGCGCAUGACACGAGCAGCCGCGCUGUCUGCAGCCGGUCGGCGCGUCUUUGUCAUUUUAAUGUCGGUGUGAUCUCCGCGCGUCUGGCUGAGCGCAGCGCAGACUGACACCCGGAGGAGCUUUUCUCUCUGUCUCUCUCCUGGCUGGAAUAAAAGAGAAGUCUGAACGUGGAUCUUGAUUUUCUGGAUUGAUUUUGUAUUUCUUUUCGUUCACUCACCCCCCUAAAACAAACAAACAAAAAAGCUCGAUGAUGUUGCUGCGCUGCUUGAACCCUUCCUCCUCCUGGUCCACCUGUAGGUUUGUCUUCAGCUUUUUCCUGCUGGUCCAGACGCCUCUGUCCUGCUCUCCGUUAAUUUCAGGUACCCCGGCCAGCUGUGACAACGAAGGAGAAGUGCUGCACAUCCCCAACAUCACCGACAACCCCUGCAUCACCUGCGUCUGUCUGGAGGGGAAGGCCGACUGCAAACAGGAGAAAUGUCCGCUGGUGUCGGAGGACUGCGCUCUGGUGGUGAAGCAGACCGGCGCCUGCUGCGAGAGGUGUAAAGGUUGCAUGUUGGAUGGACGAUCUUAUAACAGCUCCGUGUCCUGGACCAGCUCCACCAAACCCUGCGUAACCAGACGCUGCCAGGAAGGUGUGAUCACCGAGGCGGAGGUCCAGUGUGUCGUCCACUGCAAGAACCCCAAAAUCCACCCGAAGAAGUGCUGCCCCACCUGCCCCAGCUGCAUCUUCGAGGGUCGUCUGUACAAAGAGAAGGAGGAGUUCAGUCCAGAGGGAAAACCCUGCAUCAAGUGCACCUGUACUGGAGGCCGGACUCUCUGCAUGAGGGAGGUGUGUCCUGUCCUGUCAUGCCCCGCCCACCUCAGCCACACCCCUCCUGGACAGUGCUGCCCCAGAUGUCUCGGUCAGAGGAAAGUGUUCGACCUCUCGUUGGGAAGCUGUCUGUUCCACAGUGAAGUUUAUGAGAACGGCACUUGCUUCAUACACAACAACUGCACCACCUGCACCUGCAAGGAUUCCACAGUGGUGUGCAAGAAGCGGUGCUCUCGGCCGGGAAGCUGUCAAGGCGACCAGUGCUGCGAAGAGUGUCUGUCCUACGUGAAGGUGGAGGAGGUGAAGUACUGCAGAGUCCGGAACAAGAUCUACAGGGAAGGAGACAUGUGGUCGUCGGUGAACUGCACCCUCUGCGCCUGCGUUAAAGGAAACAUCGAGUGUCGGCCCAAACACUGCGUACCAAUCACCAGCUGCCCGUCGAAUAAGAUCCUGAACAGGACCGGCUGCUGUCCAGUCUGCACUGAAAAACCAGGUGUGUGUACGGUCUUUGGCGACCCGCACUACAACACCUUCGACGGCAGGACCUUUAACUUUCAGGGAACCUGUCAGUACGUACUGACUCGUGAUUGUGGCGGCGCCCCCGCUGGAGGACCGGGAAAUAACAUCAACAUCAACAGCCCAGACUCCAGCUUCACGGUGUUGGUGAAGAACGACGCCCGGCGAACUCGUUCCUUCUCGUGGACCCAGUCGGUUGAGAUCAGGCUCGGAGGUUUGAUCCUCAGCCUCCACCAGCACCUGACGGUCCGGAGGAACGGCACCCGCAUCGCCCUGCCCUACCACGGCCCCGGGGUGCACAUCGACCUGGACGGAUACCUGCUCAAACUCACCACAAUCGCAGGUCUGGAGAUCACGUGGGAUGGUGACAGUUUCGUGGAGGUCGUGGCCGCUCCCCACCUGCGUGGACGCCUCUGCGGCCUCUGUGGCAACUACAACGGCCACAAGCGCGACGACACAAUGGGAGGUGACGGCCAGUUCAAGUUCGACGUGGACGAGUUUGCAGAGUCGUGGCGAGUCGAGGGAAACGAGGUGUGCUCCCAGCAGCAUCCACCUCGACGGCCCACGUCCUUCCUGUGCCCCGGCAGCGUCAAAGUCAAGUUCCGCGCCCACCGGGAGUGCCAGAAGUUGAAGUCGUGGGAGUUUCAGAAGGGCCACCGUGUGGUCGAUUUCGCCCCUUUUUACAGGUCGUGUGUGACGGACAUGUGUGAGUGUCCGGUCCAUAAAAACUGCUACUGUGAGUCCUUCAUCGCCUACAGCCGAGCCUGUGAGAGGGAGGGAGUACCCGUCCUCUGGAGGCCCGACGCCGCUUGUAUGGCCACCCAGUGUAAACACGGUGCCGUGUACGACACCUGCGGACCGGGCUGCACCAAAACCUGCGACAACUGGAACGAAAUCGGACCGUGCCACAAGCCCUGCGUGGCCGGCUGCCACUGCCCCGCCAACCUGGUGCUGUUCCAGGGACGCUGCAUCAAACCCAUAUCCUGCCCGGGACGGUGACCCUUGUGAUCCAGGAGGGAGGGGGGCGGGGUAGGUUCGGGAAGGUCAUUCAUAGGAUCACAAACAGGGACCCAAACGAGGCGAGAAGAGUUUGGGAGGACACAGAAGUCGACAGAUCGGAUGCGUCGAGGUUCUCAGGGUCCAUAUCUUCGCAUGGAGGGGUUGCGGUGACAUUACAGACAGAAACUACGGUGAUGGACCGCUGCAACACCACGUACUGUCACGAUGCCCGUCACGACCACCGGAGGUGUUGAUUUCAGUCUGAAGUAGAAGAACUGAACUCCCAAGAAAAAAACUCAGGGGGACCCAAUUUCUAAGAUUUCACCGAGGGACGUUUCUCCACGCCGCCAUGGACCCCCUCAGGAAACAAUUUGGGCCGGUGGACUCCUGUUUGAGCCAACAUGGCGCCCACAUUUCUCUCACAAACACUCUGUAAGUGAGAAACUGAGCAUCUGCUUGUGGAAUAAGGAGAUUCAGAGCAGAGACACUGAUGCAUCUCAUCAAACUGCCCUCGUGAUCUCUGCUCCAUCAGUUCAUACUGUAAGCUAGCCAGAUUUAUAUGAAAGACAGACAGCUUUUAUAUUAUUAUUGUUCUAAUUAUUAUUAUUAUUAUUAAUAUUAAUAUUAUUAUUAUUAUUAUUUUGUUGUUGAUGUUGUUAAUUUAUAUAUCGGUCAAAUGACACGUCGUAGCAAGAGCCAGAAUCAUGAAUCUAAUUGCGUUACAAAUGAUUUUAAAGGGAAACAAAAAGCUAUUUAUGUAUUUGUUGUGUACUUUUGUGUUACUGUUUGAAGAGAAAAAUGCCCAAAUGUGACUCAGUUGUUGCACCAUCGCAGGGAAAAAGUACUGUAUUGUGUUACGCAUCCGUGUACAGGUUGUCGUGGUUCGUAUCAAAAAACUGAAGGUGUUCAUCUAACCGUAUGUUUCAUUUGACGAUAAUUAUUUAAGACCAGCAAUAUAAUCUUUUAUCGAAGUUCA
Messenger RNA from Acanthopagrus latus (yellowfin seabream), 3780 nucleotides. It is a transcript of the gene bmper, whose product is annotated as BMP binding endothelial regulator. The record is from RefSeq and is a predicted model, not a curated record. The transcript is spliced from 16 exons. The coding region runs from base 726 to 2804 and encodes 692 amino acids. Lineage: Eukaryota; Metazoa; Chordata; Actinopteri; Spariformes; Sparidae. Gene Ontology annotation, molecular function: protein binding.